Octodon degus (degu) is the source of this 825-nucleotide messenger RNA. RefSeq names its product carcinoembryonic antigen related cell adhesion molecule 19 (gene Ceacam19). NCBI's taxonomy places the organism in Eukaryota, Metazoa, Chordata, Mammalia, Rodentia, Octodontidae. The transcript has 7 exons. Bases 1 to 825 code for a protein of 274 amino acids. The record is from RefSeq and is a predicted model, not a curated record.
AUGGAGAUGUUCAUGGGAACCCUGGGCUGCUUCUCAAUGGGGUUCCUGUUAUCAGCCUCCGUCCUGGCCCUCUGGCUGCCUCAAGGUAUCCAGGCAGCUCUCCGCAUCCAGAAGAUUCCAGAGCAGCCUCAAAAGAACCAGAACCUCUUCCUGUCCGUCCAGGGUGUCCCCGGCACCUUUCAAGACGUCAUCUGGUACCUGGGCGAGGAGGCUGAUGGAGGCACGAGGCUGUUCUCCUACAUCCCCGGGCUCCCGCGGCCCCAGAGGGAUGGUAACGCUAUGGGUCAGCGAGACAUCGUUGGCUUCUCCAACGGUUCCAUGCUGCUGAGGCGUGCCCAGCCUUCAGACAGCGGCACCUACCAAGUCGCCAUCACCGUCAACCCCGACUGGACCAUGAGGGCCAAGACCACAGUCCGGGUGGCCGAGAAGCAGGAGGACCCGCCCGCCCCUGCAGCCGCACACCUGCCCGUGAACACCGGCAUCGUGGUGGCCGCCACCGUGGGGCCUCUGGCCGCCUUGGCCCUGCUCAUCAGCGGCAUGGUCUGCCUCCUGGUUCUGAGGGGCCGCAGGGGACAGAACUCCAGGGUGACGGCCACAGGAAAGCCAGAGCUGAGCGCCCAUCCUGACACUGGUGACAACAUCUAUGAAGUGAUGCCACCUCCAGUCACCCUGGUGUCCCCCCAUAGUGGCGUGGAGCCCAUGACCUCAGCGACGCCCCCCACCUUGCCCACACGCCUGCAGCCAGAGCCGGAGAAUCAGCACUACCAGGACUUGCUGCACCCUGACCCUGCCCCUUACUGCCAGCUGGCACCCACGUCCUCUUGA